This is a messenger RNA of Scomber scombrus (Atlantic mackerel), 381 nucleotides long. RefSeq names its product ventrally expressed dharma/bozozok antagonist (gene ved). Bases 1 to 381 code for a protein of 126 amino acids. Gene Ontology annotation, molecular function: DNA binding. NCBI's taxonomy places the organism in Eukaryota, Metazoa, Chordata, Actinopteri, Scombriformes, Scombridae. The transcript has a single exon. The record is from RefSeq and is a predicted model, not a curated record.
AUGUUUGUUAUAUUGAGACUUUUCCUCCGUUUCCAGAUCAGAAACUGGUUCCAGAACAGGCGGAUGAAGCUGAAGAGGACCGUGCAGGACGCGCUCGCUCACGCCUGCCAGGCAAACGUCGCCUCUCAGUUCAUGCAUUACCCCCCCGAGCUGCAGGCUUACAGGCCGGGACCGUACCCCAGAUAUCACUCAGCAGCAGCAGCAGCAGCAGCAGCAGGACAGGAAGCUCCAGCCGCUGCUUCAUACGUGCAUCCACACAGCCUGCAGUACAGCUCUGCCCUGCCUCUGGACUCUUUCUACCAGUACAGCAGCCUGCCAGGAGUGAUUCUGCCUUCCUCCAAUCAACUCACCCACUACCCGACUUACCCUCAAUAUUACUGA